Rangifer tarandus platyrhynchus (Svalbard reindeer) is the source of this 387-nucleotide messenger RNA. Lineage: Eukaryota; Metazoa; Chordata; Mammalia; Artiodactyla; Cervidae. The record is from the annotation of a GenBank genome assembly.
AUGAAAGAAGCCCUCCCCGAGGCCUGCAGAGUUUCUUCGUUCUCCUCUUCGAUCUGCAAAACACCAGAUUUCACUGCUGCCAGAGAAAAAUACCGGGGUCAGCGUCGGUCCCUGGGCCCUUCCAAAUGGAUCAUCCUUCAAGUUAGUCACAGUAGCCUUGCACACACUCCUGUAUUUCACAGGAUCCCAGCAGUGCUGCUGCCCCUAAAGAGGUGUGUGGUCUCCAGGGCACCAGGCCUACAGCCAUGCACAGCAGCCGCCUGUCUGCACUCUGUAAGCACUGGGGAUUCUGACUCUUGCUACAGAACUGAAGCUCUUAACUUUUUGAAGGUCAUGGAUAUAAUUCAGGGGAUCCAAGGACUUAGAUGGGUAAAAAUGCCACCUUGA